AUGUCUUUCCUCAUCAACAAGGCCUCAACGGCCGCCCAUAAUCUCCAGAAAUCUGCCAAUCUGGACAAUGUGACUAGCAAACUGUCGCUGGGCAGCUUAUCUAGUGCUGUGUCUGGUCUGAUCGGAGGUCAGGAUCCAAGUCUCAAACACCGACAUGCCAGCUCCGCACCAGUUCGCGGAGGGAACAGUGUCAAGUUCCAUGUCGAUGGCUGUGCUUACUUUUGGGCUGUAUCUGAAGCACUGGAAAAUGUCAAGGAGUCUGUAUGGAUUCUCGGAUGGUUCCUUUCGCCAGAGGUCUACUUGAGAAGACCGCCCUCAGAAAACGAGAAAUAUCGACUAGACCGGAUGCUUCAGGCUGCGGCUCAACGUGGUGUGAAAGUCAACAUUGUGGUUUUUAAGGAGGUGCCACAGUUUAUGUCCCUAUCCUCUCAUCAUACGAAAAACGCGCUUGAGGCUCUGCACCCAAAUAUCUCUGUGUUUAGAUACCCCGACCAUUAUUCAGGUGUUAAAGGUGCAAUAUCUUCCACUAAGAGUACUCUUCAAAGUGUCAUGGCCGGUGGAGCUGCAGGACUAGGUAAAAUCUCAGAUGACACCCUUCAGAGCAUGUUUGCCAUCGCAGGUGGGCCAACAUUGCUGUGGGCCCAUCAUGAGAAAGUCGUUAUCUGUGACAGGGAUCUGGUGUUCCUGGGUGGCAUCGACUUGUCAUACGGUAGAUGGGAUACUAUCCAGCACCCGAUCGCUGAUGCGCAUCCUGGGAACCUUGACGAGAUCGUUUUCCCGGGCCAGGACUACAACAAUGCUCGAGUGAUGGACUACAAGAACCUCGACAGAUGGGAGCACAACAAACUCAGCCGAUUGACAACGUCUCGUAUGGGAUGGCAGGAUAUCUCCAUCAGCUUCACUGGCCCCGCCGUCUCAGACGCCUGCAAACACUUUGUGCAUCGUUGGAAUUUCAUUCAUGGCAUGAAGUACAAUACUGGCUUGCCCGUAGACCAACGCUAUUCGCCACUUCCAGAAAUAAUGGACGAUUUAAAUUCGACUCAUAACCCGAUCCUUCAAGCCAAUGGUAACAUGAAUUGUCAAUUUGUUCGUAGUGUGUCAAAUUGGAGCAGCGCGUUACCCACAGAACACAGCGUUUACAAUGCAUAUGUCGAUGCUAUCGAGAAGAGCGAACAUUUUGUUUAUCUGGAACACCAGUUCUUUAUCACGGCUACAGGUUCUUGGAUUGGUACCGUCUGGAAUAGGAUUGGUGAAGCACUCGUUCAGCGUAUCUUGAGAGCUGCUCGGGAGAAGAAGAAGUAUAAAGUGAUUGUGGUCAUGCCCUCAGUACCGGCAUUUCCAGGUGAUCUGCAAGCAUUAAUUACAGGACAUCCCCCACGAGCAAUCAUGAAACUCCAGUACAAAUCCAUAAGUCGGGGAGGCUUCAGUAUUAUGGAUAAGAUCAGAAGGGCUGGCCUUGACCCUGCGGAUUAUAUACGAUUCUACAAUUUACGCAACUACGAUCGUCUCAAUGAAAGUGCUAUUCUGCAGAAGACAGAGAAAGCCAGUGGUGUUGAGUACACUCAGGCAAGCCAGGACCAUGACGAUAUCGUGGAUCCUUUUGGUCUUCGCGCCCAGAAAGAGUUCGGAGAAUUCGAAGGAGACAAUGUCACACAAAAUCAUGAGGCAUAUCAGAAAUACCAAAAAGCCUCGGGCCACACCAGUGAAUGGGACACGGUCAGCUCAUGCUACAUGGCGGGCAGCGCAGACAUACGAAAAGUUCCCUGGCAAGGCGGCGGCUCCAUACAAGAAAUCGAUGCUUUUGUCAGUGAGGAGCUCUACGUGCAUUCCAAACUGCUCAUCGCAGACGAUCGAGUUGUGAUCAUUGGAUCUGCGAACCUCAAUGAUCGCUCGCUCAAGGGCAGCCGCGACUCGGAGGUUGCACUGGUGAUUGAGGAUCAAACACCUCUCGAGAUUCUAAUGGAUAGGAAACCGUAUCAAGCCAGCCAAUUUGCAGCAAAGCUGAGAAGAUACCUCUUCCGGAAGCACUUGGGCCUCCUUCCACCUCAAGAUAUGCGCAAACCGGACAGUCACUUUUCCCCUGCUCCAGGACUUAACGAAUAUGACUUUGACACUCUGCUGGACCGGGUUGUGCAAGACCCCAUCAGUGACGAGAUGCAAAAACACUGGAAUUCUGUCGCUCACGAGAACACCCUUGCAUUUCGCAAGGUGUUCGCUCCGAUGCCAGAUGACACAGCGAAAACAUGGCUCCAAUAUCAGGCCUUGUUUUGGAAGCGAUUCACAGGACCUGAUGGCUUUCAAAUGGCUCGGUGGGGACAUGUUGCUAAGAGCAAUUUUGCAAAAGGAGAGGAGGGUCUCAAGCAGGUUAAGGAGGAGUUGGCGAAGAUCAAGGGCAUGUUGGUGGAAAUGCCUCUAGAAUUUCUCGUGAGGACGGAUAUUCAAAUCGAGGACCCAGGUUACAACAUUAUCACAAGACAAGGUUACGUGUGA
Molecule: messenger RNA, 2490 nt
Organism: Exophiala aquamarina CBS 119918
Lineage: Eukaryota; Fungi; Ascomycota; Eurotiomycetes; Chaetothyriales; Herpotrichiellaceae
Exons: 3
Coding region: 1-2490 (829 amino acids)
Biological process (GO): intracellular signal transduction; cell motility; phosphatidic acid biosynthetic process
Molecular function (GO): D-type glycerophospholipase activity
Source: RefSeq, a predicted model, not a curated record